AUGGCAUCUGCUUGUGGGGGCAGGGAUGGGGCCACACACAAGGCCAUCCACCUGCUGUGUCAGAUGUUCAUCUUUGAUCCUGCGAAACAGAUCACUUGGAGUGUCACCCUCUCCCACCCUUACCUGGAUGAGGGCCGUCUGCGCUACCACCUCUGCAUGUGGCAGUGCUGCUCCUUCAUGCCCAGUGUCAGUGUCUACACUCAACACUUUGAGCCGCCUGCCGAUCGGCCCUUCAGCCACAGCUGUGAUCACAGCCUGCUGUCUGUUUGGCAGGGGAACGAGCUAAUCCAUUGUUUCAUUAUCGAGCGUCAGCAGGGCAGAUGAGUGCCCUGCGUCAACCCCCAGAGCACCAUCUUCAACACUGUCAUCAGAUCCAAGAAAGAGGAGAGAUGA
Messenger RNA from Megalops cyprinoides (Indo-Pacific tarpon), 393 nucleotides. RefSeq names its product serine/threonine-protein kinase NLK2-like. NCBI's taxonomy places the organism in Eukaryota, Metazoa, Chordata, Actinopteri, Elopiformes, Megalopidae. The record is from RefSeq and is a predicted model, not a curated record.